AUGGACGCCUCGCACGAGCAAAGGACGGAGUACACCUCCCAUGAGGCGGGAUCAGAUGCGGGAGGCCACACACCGGGCCUCCAGACACAUUACAGUCAACCACAGACCGGUGACCUGGUAUAUGUCGAAAACGGACUUCAUCCUGUCCUGGAAGCCUCCUCGGACAAGAUUGUCGGUGGACCGCAAUACGCCCAGUAUAAGCAGUACAGCCAGGUGCCCAUCUCGCCGGGUCAAUCUGCUGAGCCUGUCACACCGAAGAAGAGGAUAUGCGGUGCGGGAAAGGCGGUGUUCAUACUCUGGUGCAUAUUGGGAUUCUUGCUUGCCAUCCUUUGCAUUGUCGCCGGUGUCUUUGGCAGCAUGCUUGCAAGACAAGACGCGCAGAUAUUGGAGCUCAAGAACAUCGCAGCGACAAAGACAACACAACCAGAUACCAAUGCCACGUCAACCACAGAAGCGCCGGCAGCAACAACGACGUGGGUCGAAGUCGUCGACUGGGAGUACAUCGGGUGCUAUGAGGACACCUCGAACCGCGUGUUCCCGGAUAAGUACACACUCAUCGAUAAUCUGACGAACCGACUUUGUGCGUCUGCGUGCCCCGACUAUGAGUACUUUGGCACCGAGUACGGGGACCAGUGCUACUGCUCUAGCACACCACCGAAAACGGCUGCGCCGCUGUGGAACUGCAAUAUGCACUGUAAUGGCGCGCAGACCUCCGAGGUCUGCGGCGGCUACUUCUUUCUGAGUGCAUGGAAGAAAAAGGCUUGA
Messenger RNA from Colletotrichum spaethianum, 765 nucleotides. RefSeq names its product WSC domain-containing protein. The record is from RefSeq and is a predicted model, not a curated record. The transcript is spliced from 2 exons. NCBI's taxonomy places the organism in Eukaryota, Fungi, Ascomycota, Sordariomycetes, Glomerellales, Glomerellaceae. Bases 1 to 765 code for a protein of 254 amino acids.